AUGCUUUGGUUAAUAAUCAUUCUUCUCUGCCUUGGCAAUUUAAAGUCCGAGUUAUUGGAUAUUUCCAAUGAAACUAACUCAGACUUAGAGGAAGGAUUGUUCAGCCUUCUCCUAAGAUUGGAAAUCGAAGAAAACUACAACACCCUACUAAUUUAUGGCGACGAUUGUGCUUUUCCUUCUCUAUCCAGACGACUAAAAAUCCCAACAGUACUGGUGUCUUCUGGUAGCACCAACUUCGAAUGGAACUUCAGCAGCUUAACCCUUAUACUCAGUUGUGACUUUCAAGCCGAAAGGGAGGAGAACUAUCGCACACUAAUGAAGCUGCAAAUGAACCGAAGACUAAUCCUUCUGCGAGGGGAUAUACAACCGCAGUCGGUGUGCGACUUCUAUUCGAAAAAAGAGCAAUACAAUGUAGCCAUGGUGAAGGACAACUUGGAUCAGUCCGGGGUGGUAUACUCCUGCCGCCUCUUUCAAGAACCAAACUUUGAAAAAGUAAAUCUAUUCGAAGGUAACCCGAUUUUCAUAGAACAAUUUCGAAACAUGAAAGGAGCGCCGAUUAGAUCCUUCCCAGACAUGUUAGCACCUCGAUGCAUGUUAUACCGCGAUCCUAAAUCCGGCAAAGAGAAGUAUAUUGGCUUCGUAGCCAAUUUGUUAAAUAACUUCGUUGAAAAGGUCAAUGCUACCAUUGUUAUGCAGGAGCAUUUGAUCGAGGCCGGAAAGGAAGUGUCUUUUGUAAAUAUAACGAAUUGGGCUGCGGAAGAUCUUCUAGACAUUGGAAUGAGCGAGGCUCUCUCCUUUAAAAAGACAAGCUUCGAAACGCUCUCUUAUCCGUACAUAAUGAGUUCCUACUGCCUAAUGGUUCCUCUUCCGGAUGAUAUACCUUUUAAUCAAAUCUACAUUGCGAUCGUGGAUCCAUUCGUCCUUAUAAUGAUUUUAUUGUUAUUCUUCGUUUUUUCUGUGAUGCUGAUCUAUCUGCAAGAAAAAUCUCUGAGCCUGAGCAGCGUCCUGAUGAACGAUAUAUGUAUGAGGGGACUCUUGGCUCAAUCGUUUCCUUUUCCCCGUUACUCCAGCAGAAAACUUAAGUUGAUUUUCAUGAUUCUUUGCUUUUCCAGUAUGAUUACAACCACGAUGUAUAUGACUUACCUGCAGGCUUUCCUAUAUACUCCUCCUGUCGAGCCGUAUAUAACCUCCUUCGACGACUUGGAGAUAUCCAGGUACAAGUUAGCCAUAACCUUUUACGAAGAAGAGAUACUUCAGUUCUUGAACGUCAGCCAGGAAAAGGUACUGGUCCUUGAAUACAGUCGAUUCGAGCAAUUGCGAAGCACUUUCAAUGACAACUAUAUCUACCCGGUAACCGCAUUGCGAUGGAUCACCUUUAGCCAGCAACAAGAUAUCUUCAAAUCUCCACUCUUCUACUACGAAGAUGAACUCUGCCUAAAUUAUUUUGAUAUCUUAAGCUUUCCCAUUCGGCGUCAUUUGCCCUAUCGCGAUCUCUUCGAGGAGCAUAUGCUGCGACAGAAAGAGUUUGGAUUAACGAAGCACUGGAUCGAUAGAAGCUUCUUGGACAUGCGGAGACUCAAUCUGACAUCACUGAAAGAUUUCAGUCGCCCAAUCCCGGAUGAUCAGAUCGAAGUACACAAUCUAUACUGGGUCUUUUGCAUGUAUUUCGCAGGAUUAGGCCUUGGUUUCUGUUGCUUUAUCGUGGAGCUUAUGGGACCUCUGAACCGGUGGAUAUAA
Drosophila takahashii is the source of this 1737-nucleotide messenger RNA. Its product is annotated as Ionotropic receptor 52c. NCBI's taxonomy places the organism in Eukaryota, Metazoa, Arthropoda, Insecta, Diptera, Drosophilidae. The record is from RefSeq and is a predicted model, not a curated record.